GUGUCAGCAGUUCAAGACUGUCUUUUCUACCUACCUUCUUCAGUGCCUACUUCCUUGAUAAGAUGUUAAAACCAGGGCUGAGCAGAAAGGGACCCUCUGCUCACAUCCCGCCCGCGCGCCCGCCUGCCCGCCAGGGAGAGCCGCCGCCGCCGCCGCCCGGCUCAGAGGGAUCCCGCCGGACCUGCCCCUUCCACUGCGGCUCACUCUGCCCUGCCUGGCGCCGGUCCUGGAUCGCCGGCUUCCUAUUUAUACCGGACUGGGCUCCUUUCGACUCACUUUACCAUCCCGUUCCAGGCUGGCGACUUCGCUGCUGAGCUGAAACUGCUAAUUUCUGUGACCAGCUUUUUUCUUAGCUGUGAUCUGGAUGAAUGAGUAGCUGUCUCACAGAGAUGACAAAAAUAAACUCUAAUCCCCCCCAAAAUUUCCACUACAUCUUUCUCAUGCAUAGAUUUAUGAUCUUCAAGCGCUCUGUGCAAUAUGCAAACUUUUUUUGUGUCUGUAUAUAUGCUGUUGUUUCCAGAUUUCACUACAUUGGUAUGCUGCUUUUCCCUUCCCCCUACACCUCCCCCCCACCCCCAGCACUAUGAAAUGCAGAAACAGUCUGAUCUCAAAGUAUGCUAAGAUACCACUUUAUUCUGUUUUGGUAUUUGGGGUUUGGGUCUGUCCUGGAAGACACUAGCCCUUGCCUACAAGGUGAGUGGCUGAGGAUACACAGCGGGUUGAGGGGAGUAGCGCUGGUAGACAGAAUAGAGGACAGCCCUUUGCUUUACAUUUGCUUCCCAUAAAGCACUAUUCAAGGUUUAUGAUCUUAUUUGAAAACAUA
Messenger RNA from Symphalangus syndactylus (siamang), 823 nucleotides. RefSeq lists its product as uncharacterized. NCBI's taxonomy places the organism in Eukaryota, Metazoa, Chordata, Mammalia, Primates, Hylobatidae. The record is from RefSeq and is a predicted model, not a curated record.